UCCAUCUAACAGCCUUAGUUACUCAAAUAUAUUCCAGUUACUGUUUAGGAUUUAAAUCACCAAAAUUAAUCUGACUUUGAUGUUUCAGGAUGUUGGCUGACUCAGUAGCCAAUCACAGUCCAAACUGUGGGUUUGGAUGUAACCAGUCUAUGGUUUUGGAGGGACAGGGGCCACCGAUGCUGGUGGAUGCCUGGCUGGUGCCCACUUUCUUUGUCCUCAUCAUGUUGGUCGGUCUGGUCGGGAACUCGUUGGUCAUCCACAUCAUCACUAAGCACCAGCAAAUGAAGACUGCCACCAAUUUUUACAUUGUAAAUCUGGCUGUGACUGACAUCGUGUUUCUGGUGUGCUGUGUGCCCUUCACUGCUACCUUGUAUCCUCUGCCGAGCUGGAUAUUUGGAGAGUUUAUGUGCAGGAUGGUGAACUACCUUCAGCAAGUGACUGCUCAGGCGACAUGUAUUACUCUGUCUGCUAUGAGUGUGGACCGGUGCUAUGUCACCGUCUACCCUCUGCAGUCGCUGCGGCACCGCACCCCGCGCAUGGCUCUGGCUGUCUCUGUGUCCAUCUGGAUAGGUUCACUGCUUGUGUCAGUUCCUGUGGCUAUGUACCAGCGUCUGGAGGCUGGUUACUGGUUUGGUCCUCAGACAUACUGCAGCGAGGUCUUCCCCUCACCCCACCUUCAGAAAGUCUUCAUCAUCUACACCUUCCUUGCUGUAUAUUUACUGCCCCUGCUCACCAUCACGGCGUGUUACACCUUCAUGAUUAAACGCAUGGGUCAGCCCAGUGUGCAUCCCAUCGACAGCACCUACCAAUUUCAGGUGCAGGCAAAGCGAACAGCAGCAGUGCGUGCACUCUCCCGUAUGGUGGUGGUAAUGGUGGCCUUGUUUCUCAUCUGUUGGGGUCCCAUCCAAGUCUGCAUUCUCCUGCAAGGUUUCGGUCACCGGAGUUACAUACUGUACAAGAUGAAGAUUUUUGGUCACUGCAUGUCUUACUCCAACUCCUCUGUCAACCCACUGGUUUAUGCCUUCAUGGGUAAUAACUUCAGGAAAGCCUUCAAGCACGCCUUCCCCGCUGUAUUUUUGUGCCGCACGUGGAGGAGGGUCAGGGUGGGCCCCACGGACACGGAGCAUGGGAGAGAAAGAGAGCACUGGGACCCCAAGAGAGAAGCAGAGACACACUUCUUUUCACCUGAGUCCUAAAGGCCACACUGGCCUUUCAAAUACUGUUCUCAUUGUUUAUUUAUUGUGCACACCAGAGCACAAAGGGAUGUGGAGGCCCACUGAAAAACAAAAAUAGCUGUAGCAUGAAAAGCCUUACAAUUGGUAAAACCUGAAUGAAUUAAGUUAUUUGAACUUACGUUUGUAAGUUAGGUCAACUCUAGAUCAACUCUAACUUACAAACUUAAGUUCAAACAACUUAAUUCAGAAUGACCAAGUAAAAUGGGCUUAAUAUGCAUCAUUACAACUGACGAUCAAAUAACACAAAUCAGAGUUUGGAAGAGUGUUUAAAUUAGCGUGGUGUCAACAUGCUUUUUUUUUCACCUAAAAAAAUGGACACACAGUCCCAAAGUAACCCAAAGUUAAUGAAAUUAGAAUGAUGAAGAUGCUGCAGAUAUGUAGUGCGACGCUCAUUAAUGAGCAGCAAAGUUUCAAGGAGCCGCAACAGGUCUGAUGUUGACUUGAACUACUAAUUAACUAAAACAUUUCAACAAAUACUGCAGAGAAAGAAGCAGCGAUUACAUAUGAAGAAGCUGUUAUCUUAUCUCAGGAGCAGUGAUGUGAUGUGCACACACUGUUUUCUUUCCCUCCUUUUUGCCUACAAUGAAAUCCUGCACACUCGCCGGAGGUUUAAAUCUAAUGCAAUGCUAAACUACUCUCAGCCUUAGGAUCAUUGUCUUCUUUACAAUUUGCAGUUGUUUUAUUGGUAUCCCAGUGCAACGUAUAUAUGUGUGUAUAUACA
This is a messenger RNA of Thalassophryne amazonica, 1956 nucleotides long. It is a transcript of the gene kiss1rb, whose product is annotated as KISS1 receptor b. The record is from RefSeq and is a predicted model, not a curated record. Gene Ontology annotation, biological process: neuropeptide signaling pathway. Gene Ontology annotation, molecular function: G protein-coupled peptide receptor activity. Gene Ontology annotation, cellular component: membrane. Lineage: Eukaryota; Metazoa; Chordata; Actinopteri; Batrachoidiformes; Batrachoididae.